CGAAAGGCAUUGUGGUCUAGAUCCGCCCGGAAAGAUUGUUUUAAAGUGUAUCUUGUCAUUCAAGGAUUUAAAACCCCGUUUUUACACGUUGUUUAGUGGUUACGUGUCAUAUUGAUGCACAGUCAGUUCUAGCUAUUUCUCGACGUUUUGAAGCAACACGUUGGUAAAGGAUUUAUUAACUUUUUGAGCACCACUAUAACCUCAAUCUCCCAGGACUUGAUGCUCGCUGCCAUCCUGAUCACUUUAACCCAUUGAUGACCCCAUCUCGUACUGGGCCAAGAUGAAAGCUCUGAUCCUAGUCGGUGGCUAUGGGACUCGACUAAGACCUUUAACCCUCAGUGUGCCUAAACCACUGGUGGAGUUUGCCAACAAACCCAUCCUUCUGCAUCAAGUUGAAGCCCUGGUCAAGGCUGGAGUUAACCAUGUGAUCCUGGCUGUCAGUUACAUGUCCGAUCUGUUGGAGCGAGAGAUGAGGGUUCAGGAAGAGAGGCUUGGUAUUAGAAUCUCCCUGUCACAUGAGAAGGAACCCCUUGGAACAGCCGGGCCUCUUGCUCUGGCCAGAGAGCUGCUAACGGACAACGACGAGCCAUUCUUCGUCCUCAACAGUGACGUAAUCUGUGACUUCCCCUUCGAGGACAUGUUAAAGUUCCACAAGCACCAUGGCAGAGAGGGGACCAUUGUGGUGACCAAGGUAGAGGAGCCGUCGAAGUAUGGCGUGGUGAUGUACGAGGUAGAGAGCGGACGCAUCCACCGAUUUGUGGAGAAACCCCAGGUGUUCGUCUCCAACAAGAUCAACGCUGGGAUGUACGUCUUUAGCCCAACCAUGCUCAAGAGGAUCAAGCUCAGGCCCACCUCUAUUGAGAAAGAGAUCUUCCCGUUCAUGGCUGAGGAGAACCAUCUCUACGCAAUGGAGCUACAGGGGUUCUGGAUGGACAUUGGUCAGCCUAAGGACUUCCUGACGGGGAUGUGUAUGUACCUGCAGUCUGUACGACAACACACACCUGACAGACUGAAGACUGGGCCUGGGUUCCUGGGUAACGUGCUGGUGGAUCCCACAGCCCAGAUAGGGGAGAACUGCACCAUCGGGCCCAACGUGACCAUCGGGGCGGGGGUGGUGCUGGAGGACGGGGUCAGGAUUAAAAGGUGUACGGUACUGAAGGGGUCAAGGGUCAGAUCACACUCUUGGCUCGAGUCCUGCAUCGUAGGGUGGAGCUCCUCCGUAGGACAGUGGGUGCGUAUGGAGAAUGUGACCGUCCUCGGGGAGGAUGUUAUUGUGAACGAUGAGCUCUACCUCAACGGUGCCAACGUACUUCCUCACAAGUCCAUCACCGACUCAGUGCCUGAACCGCGCAUCAUCAUGUAGUUCUAGAACAACAGACAGGCCACCAGCGCUUUCUUAGAACCGGGCCUCAAGCGCUUGAAGUGCCACAGAGAUGGGUUUCUAGUAGUACCUGGGUGCCGUUCCGAUUCUGCUGACAUUCUACCCCUUGUCCUCUGUCAUAUGCUAUAUGUUUAGCACGGAGGAGUGGAAUGAAGGCAGAAACAGACUAGUACCCAGGCCAGGAUCUGGGUCGUGGGGGCUUACAUUUUAAACCAAGGACAACUAGCUAGCUAUGGCCUGGUCUAGAAUCAAUUCCUAGCUCCUCCACCCUAGACUCUUAAGUAGAUCUGAAACAGUUGGUUAGUUGAGGUCCACGCAGUAUUAUAGUAGCAUCACCUUGCCUUCUGGUGGGUUAGGGGGUGUUUUUAAACACUUCUCUUUUUCAAAAUACAUGUUUGUGCUUCAAUGAGGCAAACCUGUAUAAAUAAAGGAUCAAUUUUUGCCAUAUUGCUGACCCCUAUCCAAUCCUCUUAUAUGUACACUAGGGGUUGAUUCUGGCUGGUUAGGGGUUGAUUCUGGCUGGUUAGGGGUUGAUUCUGGCUGGUUAGGGGUGGAUUCUGGCUGGUUAGGGGUGGAUUCUGGCUGGUUAGGGGUGGAUUCUGGCUGGUUAGGGGUUGAUUCUGGCUGGUUAGGGGUUGAUUCUGGCUGGUUAGGGGUGGAUUCUGGCUGGUUAGGGGUGGAUUCUGGCUGGUUAGGGGUGGAUUCUGGCUGGUUAGGGGUGGAUUCUGGGCUGGGCUGGCUGUUUUAGGGGUUGAUUCUGGGCUGUCUGGUUAGGGGUGGAUUCUGGGCUGUCUGGUUAGGGGUGGAUUCUGGGCUGGCUGGUUAGGGGUGGAUUCUGGGCUGGGCUGGCUGGUUAGGGGUGGGUUCUGGGCUGGUCUGGCUGUUUAGGGGUGGGUUCUGGGCUGGUCUGGCUGUUUAGGGGUGGGUUCUGGGUUGGUCUGUUUUAGGGGUUGAUUCUGGUCUGGGUUGGGUUGAUUCUGGGUUGGCUGUUUUAGGGGUUGAUUCUGGGUUGGCUACCUGCCAGUAUGGUGGUAGAAAUAGAUAGUCAGGGUCUGAAAUGGCACCCUAUUCCCUAUGUAAUGGCCUACUUCUGACCAGAGCCUUAAGGGCCCUAUUCCCUAUUUAGUACACUACAUUUGACUGGGGGCUCUGGUUGACAGUAGUGCACUAAAUAAGGAAUAUGGUGCCAUUUGGGAUGUUUAUGCUCUGAUUCCAACCUUUUCUUCUGCUGCCAGUCUACUGGCUCUACUGUUGAUUUGAUUUGGACCCUCAUUGGUCAAUAGAUUUGUUUAGAUCUUAAGGAUUCUGGUUAAGCUGAUCAUUUAGACGCAACAGUGUCUGUAAAACUAUCCCCUUUGUGAGCCGUUCCAUUUAAUUUCAUAAUCACAGGAUACUCUUAAGUCCUUCUUCGCAUCCUGUCUCCUGCUUUGUUUCUGAGGGGAAAGGAUGUGAGGAAUCAAGGAAGCACUUUUGAGAAUCAUUCAAACCCUAAACAUAUUAUUGCCUGUCUUUCUUUUUUUUAAGAGGAAUUGUUUUGUCAGUGACUGAUCCCAUUGUAUUUUCCCCCAAGACCACUAGAGUACUGAGAUAGAGAGUUAAACGUCCAGAUUGUAAAAUAUACAUCUUUCUCUUCUAAAGGUGAGCGGUAGGUUUGAAUAUUCCCGUUAACUUUCCUCAAAUUUGCCUGUUUUCUAGAAAUCCUUGUUUAGAAUAUUCCUGGAAUUACAAGGGAAUAACUAGGAAAUCCAGCCAGGAUUUUGAUGAAAACCCAUGGAAUUUUUGCAGAAGUUAGCGGAAUUUUGCGACUCGGUUGACGUAAAGAUUUUUCUUCAAUGUAUCCCUUGUCCAACCGAUUAGUGAUGUGUCAAUCACCAUGGAAGCGAUUAGUGGACCUGUCAAUCAAUCAAACAGUAACUACUGAUGAUGUCACAAUCAAGUGAACUCCUUUUUAAUUAAGUAGUUUUAUCAUAUUAAUAUAAUGAAUUGAACUUGUUUUUUGUUUUUCCCCUAAUUUUUCUAUCACAAUUGUCUAAUGUAUGUAAUAUUGUUUGAGAUUUAUUGAUGAACAAGCUCAAUAAAAGUGAGAAAUGUCUCUCAAACACAUCUCUACCUUA
Molecule: messenger RNA, 3495 nt
Organism: Oncorhynchus masou masou (cherry salmon)
Lineage: Eukaryota; Metazoa; Chordata; Actinopteri; Salmoniformes; Salmonidae
Gene: gmppb
Product: GDP-mannose pyrophosphorylase B
Exons: 9
Coding region: 281-1363 (360 amino acids)
Biological process (GO): GDP-mannose biosynthetic process
Cellular component (GO): cytoplasm
Molecular function (GO): mannose-1-phosphate guanylyltransferase (GTP) activity; GTP binding
Source: RefSeq, a predicted model, not a curated record